Messenger RNA from Protobothrops mucrosquamatus (brown spotted pit viper), 1584 nucleotides. RefSeq names its product WD repeat-containing protein 7-like. Gene Ontology annotation, cellular component: cytoplasm. The annotation marks the transcript as partial. The record is from RefSeq and is a predicted model, not a curated record. Gene Ontology annotation, molecular function: protein binding. NCBI's taxonomy places the organism in Eukaryota, Metazoa, Chordata, Lepidosauria, Squamata, Viperidae. The transcript is spliced from 11 exons.
AUGGCAGGUAACAGUUUGGUCCUGCCAGUCGUGCUGUGGGGACGCAAAGCUCCUACUCACUGUGUAUCUGCUACACUAUUAAUGGAUGAUGUUUCAAUGAUUGUCACAGGAUGUCAUGAUGGUCAGAUAUGUCUAUGGGACCUCUCUUCAGAUUUAGAAAUAAAUCCCAGAGCUCUGUUGUUUGGUCAUACAGCAUCAAUCACUUGUUUAUCCAAAGCCAGUUCUUCAAGUGAAAAACAGUAUAUAGUCAGUGCAUCUGAAAGUGGAGAAAUGUGUCUUUGGGAUGUGAAUGAUGGAAGGUGCAUUGAAUUUACAAAAUUAGCCUGCACACAUACUGGCAUACAGUUCUAUCAAUUCACAGCUGGGACUCAGCGUGAAGGGAGAUUGUUGUGUCAUGGCCAUUAUCCAGAAAUUCUUGUUGUGGAUGCUACCAGCCUUGAAGUUCUUUAUUCCUUGGUGUCAAAGAUUUCUAAGGACUGGAUCAGUUCUAUGAGCAUUAUUCGAUCUCACAGAACACAAGAGGACACUGUUGUAGCAGUAUCUGUGGCUGGCAUUCUUAAAGUAUGGAUUGUAACUUCUGAAAUGAGUCACAUGCAGGAUACGGAGCCCAUCUUUGAAGAGGAAUCUAAACCAAUUUACUGUCAGAACUGCCAGAGCAUUUCCUUCUGUGCAUUCACCCAAAGAUCGCUUUUGGUAGUUUGUUCUAAAUACUGGAGGGUUUUUGAUGCCGGAGAUUAUUCCUUGUUAUGCUCAGUCCCAAGUGAAAAUGGACAGACAUGGACAGGAGGUGAUUUUGUGUCAGCAGACAAAGUAAUAAUAUGGACUGAAGAUGGACAAAGUUUUAUAUAUAUACUGCCAGCCAGUUGCUUACCAGCUAGCAAAUCAUUUCGCACUGAUGUUGGAAAAGUUAUUGAAAACCUCAGUCCUCCUCAACUCUACUGUGCUCUAGACCAAGGAGAGCAGAAAGCAGAGAAACAGUUAUUAAUCUGCCCUCCUGUCACCCGGUUCUUCUAUGGCCGUAGGGAGUGUUUCCAUAAACUACUAAUCCAGGGGGACUCUUCAGGGAGGCUCACCAUUUGGAGUAUUCCAGAUUCACUUGACAAGCCAGAUAUGACUGAAGGAUUGCCGCUUACUACUACUACUUCUCUACAAGAAGCAUUUAACAAACUUCACCCAGCUGGUAUUAUAGAUCAGUUGAGUUUCAUCCCAAAUAGUGAUGAGCCUUUGAAGGUGACAGCAAGUGUCUACAUCCCAGCACAUGGGCGACUGGUUUGUGGUCGUGAAGAUGGAAGUAUUGUAAUUGUUCCAGCCACUCAGACUGCUAUAGUUCAGCUUUUGCAGGAUGAACAUAUGUGCAGAAGAGGUUGGCCACCUCAUAGAACUCUGCGGGGACAUCGAAACAAAGUCACCUGUUUGCUGUAUCCUCACCAGGUCUCCUCUCGUUACGAUCAGAGAUAUUUGGUCUCAGGUGGUGUAGAUUUUUCUGUCAUUAUAUGGGACAUCUUUUCUGGAGAAAUGAAACACAUCUUCUGUGUGCAUGGGGGAGAAAUCACUCAACUUUUGGUUCCUCCAGAAAAUUGCAGU